GUCAGACUGCAAACCCAGCCUAAGCCACAGCCUGGUCAGCCUCCGCUCUAUUCUGGGACCUUUGACUGCUUCAGAAAGACUCUUGUUGGAGAGGGAGUCCGAGGCUUAUAUAGAGGAAUGGCAGCUCCUAUUAUUGGAGUGACACCCAUGUUUGCUGUGUGCUUCUUUGGAUUUGGCUUGGGAAAAAGACUCCAACAGAGAAAACCUGAUGACAUUUUGACAUAUCCUCAGCUGUUUGCUGCUGGCAUGUUGUCGGGAGUGUUCACCACAGUAAUCAUGGCUCCAGGAGAGAGAAUCAAGUGCCUUUUACAGAUCCAGGCAGCUACAGGUGAAACUAAAUACAGUGGCUCUUUGGACUGUGCAAAACAGCUGUACCGUGAGGCUGGGAUUCGUGGCGUGUACAAGGGGACAGUGCUUACCCUCAUGAGAGACGUCCCAGCCAGCGGAAUGUACUUCAUGACGUACGAAUGGCUGAAGAACAUUCUGACCCCUGAGGGCCACAGUGUGAGUGACCUCAGUGCGCCUAGGAUCCUCUUUGCUGGCGGCCUGGCGGGGAUCUUCAACUGGGCAGUUGCCAUUCCGCCAGACGUGCUGAAAUCCCGUUUCCAGACUGCUCCUCCAGGAAAAUAUCCAAAUGGAUUUAGAGAUGUGCUGAGAGAACUUAUCAGAGAGGAAGGAAUUGCAUCUCUGUAUAAGGGCUUCACAGCUGUAAUGAUCAGGGCAUUUCCCGCUAAUGCGGCAUGUUUUCUUGGUUUUGAAGUUGCUAUGAAGUUUCUUAACUGGAUUGCACCAGGUCUAUGAAGACUAGGAAGUCUUUGGAAAUUAGAGAGGAGAAGGAAGAGAGUGCAAGUCUGCCUCAAAGGAAUAAAUGAAUGAUCACUUGAAGUUUCAGGAAUGAUUGCUUGCCUAAUACCUUUUUGCCUUCCUCACAUUCUUUAGGUGGUGCUAUGUGCUGUUCAGAAAUACAAGCUGUAGCUCUGAAGCAGAGUUGAUGAGGAGUUAGAGGUGAUACGCCUGUCUUCUGAGCCAAUGUACCACAGCAGUAAUGCUGCUAACAGACAGCUGUCACUAUUACACACACUACCUUAGGUACUUCCUCAUGGAAGAAAGCGACACUUCUUAAAAUGUAAUUCUUUAUUUACUGAAGAAACAUGUAGCUAUUAAUGCUGAAAAACUUCCUUAAAAUAAUUGUUUGGCAGUGUGUACUUAACUCUCAGGGCAUGAGUUAGCAGCUGUACAUACUAGUAUCUACAAGCAAUGUCAGAUAGCAUUCUCAUCUCUUGUAGUUUUUUAGUUGUGGCUAUUUCUAUGUUGACAGUGGUUUUAAUCUUACAUGCAUGUAAGAUUAAAUGUAGAACUGAGCAGGGGAGGCCAGAGCUGCGUUUCAGUGGGUUGAGGGGUA
This is a messenger RNA of Fulmarus glacialis (Northern fulmar), 1402 nucleotides long. RefSeq names its product solute carrier family 25 (carnitine/acylcarnitine translocase), member 20 (gene SLC25A20). The annotation marks the transcript as partial. Gene Ontology annotation, biological process: carnitine transmembrane transport; positive regulation of neuron projection development; mitochondrial transport. Gene Ontology annotation, molecular function: O-acyl-L-carnitine transmembrane transporter activity; low-density lipoprotein particle binding. The transcript is spliced from 8 exons. The record is from RefSeq and is a predicted model, not a curated record. Lineage: Eukaryota; Metazoa; Chordata; Aves; Procellariiformes; Procellariidae. Gene Ontology annotation, cellular component: mitochondrial envelope.